Messenger RNA from Ananas comosus (pineapple), 1530 nucleotides. RefSeq names its product protein Jade-1-like. The record is from RefSeq and is a predicted model, not a curated record. Gene Ontology annotation, biological process: regulation of transcription by RNA polymerase II. Bases 279 to 1208 code for a protein of 309 amino acids. NCBI's taxonomy places the organism in Eukaryota, Viridiplantae, Streptophyta, Magnoliopsida, Poales, Bromeliaceae. The transcript is spliced from 2 exons.
UUUAAGAAAAUUUCCCCGCGAAAACAUUUGCCGCCACUCCUUCGAACUCCAAAGCGAGGCGCCGAGACAUUCCACGGGGGUAAACCAAACACGCAAAUUACAAAAAUUCAAAUCAUUAUUAUAUUAGAAGAGCCUCUUCUAACUCCCGAAUCAAAAUCAAUUCUCCCCCCAAAACUCAAAACAAAAAAUCUCACCUUUCCCUCUCCCUCUCCCUCUCCGUUUCUGCAUCCCCUCUCCCCCCUCCAUUCCCAAAUUCCCAAAUCACUCUGUCCACGGCAAUGGAGAGCGCCACCACCGUCCACGACUUGCCCCCUUCCAAGAGAUUCAAGCUCCUCCAUUCUUUCGACCCCCACAUCCAAAACCCUAAAUCCCUUCCCGCCAAGAAGCGCGCCGAUCUCCGCGACGGCACCAACCCCAUCUGCCUCCCCGCCAAGAAGAGGGUUUGGGCUCCCCUCCCCCUCUCCCCCAUCAAAACCCCACCACAAGUAGCAGCAGUAGUAGUAGAAGAGAAGCCCAUCAAAGAAGAAGCGGCAGAAGCAGUAGUAGUAGCAGAAGAAGCAGUAGUAGUAGAAGAAGAAGACGACGAUGAUGGGGUCAUCUGCGCCGUGUGCAGGAGCACCGACGGCGAUCCCUCGGACCCCAUCGUCUUCUGCGACGGCUGCGAUCUCAUGGUCCACGCCCUCUGCUACGGCAACCCUCUAGCCCGGUCCAUCCCUGAAGGAGAUUGGUUCUGCUUACGCUGCGAUGAGACAAAGACGAAGACGAAGACGAAGAAUGCUAUGGAGAGCACCACCAACUGUUGCUUGUGCUCCGCAGAAGGUGGUGCGGUGAAGCCCACCGUUGACGGCGAGUGGGCGCACAUAACGUGUUCGCUCCUCGUCCCCGAAGUGUUCUUCCACGACCCCGAGGGCCGGGACCGCAUCGAUUGUUCGAGAGUCCCGGAGCGAAGGUGGAGGAAGCGUUGCUAUGUCUGCGGAUCCGGUCGCGGAUGUGCGAUCGAGUGCUCGGAGCCCAAGUGUGAGCUUGGUUUCCAUGUUUCUUGUGGGCUCGACGAGGGGUUGUGCAUCGAGUAUAAGGAAGGGAAGCGAGGGGCUGUUGUUGCUGGGUUCUGCGGAGACCAUACCAAGCUAUGGGAGAAGCAACAAUUGACUGGAAAGUUCAGGAUUGUGGCCAGGGAGGAUGCCCCAAAGAGAAAAGCUAGGGCUUGAUGGUGGUGAUGGUUCUGUGCCCAGGUUAUAAUCUUAUUGAAUUUGCGAUGCUUACAGCUCGAUCACUUGGGGUUGUGUUGGGUAUUAUAUCUGCUGUUGAGUGUCGAGUAGGUGAACUGGUGAAUCUUUGUUUAAAGAUGUGGAGUUGAAAUUUCAAUUAUGUUAGAGAAACUGAAGCUACAUGAGAUUCUGCAUGGAAUCACAUUACUACAUGAGUUACGAUAUUUUGUUUGAAUUCAAUUCUGAUUUUUAUCUUUUAUAUAUAAUUUCUGUUCCUGUGUUCCAUACGGUUGUGAUUGCUCAAACCUUUUGCCAUUAAAAA